UAAGCGAUGAGACCUCUGGGAGAUGUAGUCCCUUCGUUCGAACGCCUGCGCCGGACCCUCGCUGGUGGCGGUAAAAAACUACAAGCCCCAGCAGGCCGUGCGGUGCGCGUUCAGGGAGGCGUAGGGCGGGGAGUCGGGCUGUGUCGGUGGGGAGGCAGCACUGACCCCGCUCUGCCCAACGGAGGAUCAAUGGGGAAGAGGUAUUUCUGUGACUACUGUGACCGAUCCUUUCAAGACAAUCUUCACAACAGGAAGAAGCACCUGAACGGGGUGCAGCACCUGAGGGCCAAGAAGGCCUGGUAUGACCUGUUCCGAGAUGCUGCUGCUGUCCUGCUGGAGGAGCAAAGCAAGAAGCCCUGCAGGAAAUUUCUGCAAACAGGGCAAUGCGACUUCGGGUUCAACUGCAGAUUCUCUCACAUGACUGAGGAGGAUCUGGAGAAGCUGAACGCACAGGUACAAGAGGAAAGGAGAUCAAAGGAGGAAGGAGCAGAGGUCCCAGCUGGCACAGUAGACGACUGGCUGGAGAAGAGAGAAAAGAGGGUGAGCUUGGCUCAGAGCAACAGUUCUCUGACGGAGAAGAUGUUGGUUUUUCAGUACCCACCUGGCUGGCCUCCAAUACAGGACCUUCCCCCAUCCCUUCAGGCUCCACCCCCUGGAGGAUGGCCAGUCUUACCCCACCUCCAGUGGGGAUGAAGGCUGCAGGGGGGUGAGAUGCAAGAAGGAGGAGUAGAUGUGUGGAGUUAUGCCUCAUGGAGAAGAGAGGGGUCUGGUUGCUGUAGGAUAUGUUCAGUGUUACUUCAUAUAUAUUUUUUAAAUGAAUAAAAGUCACUUG
Messenger RNA from Mauremys mutica (yellowpond turtle), 832 nucleotides. It is a transcript of the gene ZMAT5, whose product is annotated as zinc finger matrin-type 5. The coding region runs from base 7 to 693 and encodes 228 amino acids. Gene Ontology annotation, molecular function: zinc ion binding. The transcript is spliced from 6 exons. Gene Ontology annotation, cellular component: U12-type spliceosomal complex. The record is from RefSeq and is a predicted model, not a curated record. Lineage: Eukaryota; Metazoa; Chordata; Testudines; Geoemydidae.